CCAUACCCAACCAACACUGUUUCUCACAAUCUCACUCUCAUUUUUCUUGAUAUCAAUAACAAUAGACACAUUCUGAUUCAUUAACCAAAGUUGAAAGUAGCAAGUACAUGAUCCAACGCAACAAUGGCUUCUGCCUGUGUCAACAACAUCCUAGACCUUCCUCCAUGGCUGCCACACCCCGAUCCUCAACCAGACUUCGAGUUCCCCCUCGAAAACCCCGUCGCCAUGCUCCCCGCCGACCAACUCUUCUCCGACGGUAAACUCCUCCCUCUCCACCUCAAACCCUCUCCGCCGCCGGAAAAUCCCAAAUCUACAUCCUCCUCCGCCGUCACCGCCACCGACCCCUACCUCUUCUCCCCCAAAGCCCCUCGCUGUUCCAGCCGCUGGAAAGACCUCCUCGGCCUCAAAAAACUCUACCAAACCACAGGAACUACAACCACCAAAGCGACGACGUCGUCGUCGUCGUCUACGUCCUCUUCCUCUUCCGCGAAAUCGCUCAAACACUUCCUCCACCGCGGAACCUCCAAAACGGCGUCGUUCUCCUCGGAAAAUGCGCCGUUGCUGCUAAAAGACUCCUCCGACUGCGAAUCCGUCUCAAUCUCCUCGCGCCUCUCGCUCUCCUCCUCCUCCUCUGGCCACGACCAUGACGAUCUCCCUCGCCUCUCUCUCGACUCCGAAAAACCUAACCCUAACCCGAUCUCACUCCACCGUAACCCUAACCCUAGGAUUCGUCUCGUCAAAGCUAGAACAGGCUCCUUCGACGGGCAACACAACCGCGUUGGAAGGAGUCCGAUUCGAAGGGAACAGAGUAAUACGGUGGGGUGCAGGGGAGUUUCCGUGGAUAGCCCUAGAAUGAACUCAUCGGGGAAGAUUGUGUUUCAGAGCUUGGAACGAAGCUCGAGUAGCCCUAGCAGCUUCAAUGGUGGUCCACGAUUCAAGCAUAGGGGAAUGGAACGAUCUUAUUCCGCUAACGUUCGGGUCACUCCGGUUCUCAACGUUCCGGUUUGUUCUCUACGGGGCGGGUCCAAAUCCGGUUCGGUUUUCGGGUUCGGUCAACUAUUUUCUUCUCCGCAGAAGAAAGAAGGCGCUAGUAGUGGCAACAACAACGGCAAGAGCCACCAACACAGUGGUAGGACUCGGAAUUGACGUAAAUACCCUUCGUAAUUGAAAUAAUAGAGUAAGAGAGAGGGUAACGUGUUAAUUAAUUAGGGCUUUUUUUUUUAAUUUCUAAUUUUGGGUUUUUUACGUUUUUGCCGCUUAAUCAAUCACUGUUUGUCUUUUUAUAAUCUGGGUAAUGGAAAUAUUGCAGGAGGACUGUGUUGAUUGGGGGUUUUGGGUUAAUUUGAUUUUCUCAUCCAAGGGUUUUAGAUUAUUGUAAAUACGUGAGGUGGGGUGGGAUUUUUAGAUGAUGCUGUUGUUUCCAUGAUUAUAACGAUGAUGAUAAAGAUCCAGUUACUGUU
Molecule: messenger RNA, 1460 nt
Organism: Abrus precatorius (Indian licorice)
Lineage: Eukaryota; Viridiplantae; Streptophyta; Magnoliopsida; Fabales; Fabaceae
Exons: 1
Coding region: 124-1146 (340 amino acids)
Source: RefSeq, a predicted model, not a curated record